Messenger RNA from Iphiclides podalirius (scarce swallowtail), 1407 nucleotides. The record is from the annotation of a GenBank genome assembly. NCBI's taxonomy places the organism in Eukaryota, Metazoa, Arthropoda, Insecta, Lepidoptera, Papilionidae.
AUGUCAAGUCACAAAACGGAUAAGGCUACGAAAACACCGAGUAUUGAGACUGUGACCGAUUUAACAUCUCUGCGCUCUUUGAACGUUGAACUGAAGGAAUAUUUGGACCGAACAAAUAAUGCGGAGCUGCACGAAUUGUACCCGGGUGUUGAAAGGAUGGAAUACGAUUUUAUAGCCGAGAGGCAAAAUGUUUACGCUACGAAUUUAGUUGAGGCAACGGCACACCUAAUUAAAGGAUGUCUUGGCGCUGGCAUACUAGGCAUCCACGAAGGCUACAUGCAUGGGGGCCUGUGGACUUCACUGGCCACUAACGUACUUAUCGGAUUCGUAGUUCAAUAUAACAUGUUAUUACUGGUGCAUUCGGCACAAAAGAUGUACAUCAGAUUAAGAGUUCCAAAGCUCUCAUAUCCGGACCUUGUCGAAGCUGUUAUAGCGACAGGACCUUUAAAAUGUAUAAGAGGUCUAAGCAAAGUGUUCAGGUACUCGGUGGACUGUUUCCUUUUUAUUGGAUUUUGCAGCACCUGUUGCAUUUUUGAAAUAAUGAUCGCGAGAACAAUCAAAGAGCUUAUGGAAUCUAUCAGCACAAACUUCAAGAAUUGGCAGUUGCCAAUUUCAAUUUAUAUUUUAGUCGUUGCCAUACCAUUAUUUUUUAUUUCAAUGAUAAGGAACCUAAAACAUCUAGCACCGUUCUCAAUUGUUGCGGACAUUUUCUGCGGUGUUUGCGUCCUAAUUACCAUAUACUAUAGUAUAUUAGAGAGAAAACAUGAUGAGGUGCGUCCAGCUUGGAAGAGUGUCCACGGACUUUUCCGUUUCUGCGGCAUCUGCUUAUACAGCCUUGAUGGUAUCGGAGUAACGUUGCCAAUAGAGAACUCGAUGGCAAAGCCGCAAUACUUCUACAUUGUAGUCCAGUGGGGAAUGAGCAUUGUAUUGCUGUCGGUGGCAAGUGUCGGAUUCUUUGGAUACUGGUCCUGGGGAGAAGCUUGCCGCAGUCCUAUUACAGUGCACAUGCCCAAAGACGACGCUUCAAUCAUUCUCCAGUUCUUGUUGACAAUGAUGUUCGCUGUCACGUUUUCAGUACAUCUAUGGGUGCCGUUUAGAACCAUAUGGCACUACAUCGGUUGGAGGCACAACAGGAAUCGAGGGCACUGGGAAAGAUUUUACAGGGGAAUUUACGUUAUGAUCCUAACGUGCACGUCAGUUAUCUUUUCCGAUCUGAGCAAUUGGAUGAGCUUUGUUGGAAACUUCUUUCUUAGCACCAUCGUAUUCAUAUUUCCAGCCUUUAUAGACUCUUUGGUCAUAUGGGGUGAGAGAAAUUUUCGCCAUUUGAGAUUGAAAUUACUCCGUAAUACCGUCAUAAUCACAAUCGGCUUUGUUAUGUGUUGCGGUGCGAUAUACUCUUAUAUUGAA